Xyrauchen texanus (razorback sucker) is the source of this 2894-nucleotide messenger RNA. Its product is annotated as tetratricopeptide repeat protein 9B-like. The transcript is spliced from 4 exons. NCBI's taxonomy places the organism in Eukaryota, Metazoa, Chordata, Actinopteri, Cypriniformes, Catostomidae. Bases 156 to 899 code for a protein of 247 amino acids. Gene Ontology annotation, molecular function: protein binding. The record is from RefSeq and is a predicted model, not a curated record.
CGGCAAGAGACACAGCAGAGGAAAUCUGAGUUCAGUCCCCCCAGCUCCACAUCACCUUCAUGCAAAAGCGUUACGCGCUGCUCGAUGCCAUAACUCGUAAACCCGGUGCAUCAUUUGAAACUGUCUAAAAGGCUCCCGUUUGGCUCGCAUCCUUUAUGCACAGCACGCUGCUCCAGCCUUUAAAGAGAACACAGGCAUCCGUGUCGGAACAGCAUGGCUUCUUACAUUCGCGGGUACUGAGCGAGAUGGAAGCCAAGCAGCAUUCGAUCAAGAGCUUGAAGAGCUAUCCGGAGGCUGGGGGCCGGAGUCUAGCGGCGGCGGCGGGCGGGGACGUCGGAGGUGGAGGGUAUCGCGUCGGCGGUGCAGAGAUGGAGAUGGAGGCGAAAAUACAAAAGGCGAUCGACUUCAAGCUGGAGGGUCACCGCUGCUACAAGGAGAAGAAAUUUCGGGAGGCUAUUGGGAAGUAUCACAGGGCGCUGCUGCAGUUAAAAGGGACCCAUGUCGUCGAUGGGACCACGGGAUCUGAGGUGAACCUGCUGAACCAAGCCGCGACUAAGCUGACAGAAGAGCAGCGGCGAGCCGUGGAGGGCACCGAGAUCGAAUGCUACGACAGCCUGACAGCAUGCUUGCUGCAGUCGGAACUGGUGAAUUAUGAGCGAGUUAAGGAGUACUGUUUGAAGGUACUGGGACACCAGCAGGAUCACUUUAAGGCCAUGUAUCGUGCUGGAAUUGCCUUCUACCACCUUGGAGACUAUGAGUGUGCCCUGCGUUACCUACGGGAUGCCAAGUGCCGUGAACCCACAGACACAAACGUGCUUCGAUACAUCCAGCUGACGGAGAUGAAGAUGAGUAAGAGCAGUCAGCAGGUACGUGAGAUUGGGAAAGAGUCGUUGGGUUAACUCCCCCCACCCCCACUUCGCCUCCUGAAGCCAGGCCCUCCCGAUAGAAAGCCUCUCUUUCCGAGCCUCUCCCCUUUUCCACAACGCAGUUCAUCCUAUGAACAACCAGGAUACACAUGCUGUGCCACUCUAUGAAAAGGACUCGAAAUGGACACAGCUACAGCACAAAACCUUGCGACUGUCUUUUCUUUCUUUGAGGUAUCUCCCAAUGUCCCCGGUGCUUUUCAUUCCCCAGGUAUAGAGACAAACAAACUAGAAAAUGAAAAAAGAGGAAAUGCUGUAUAAUAAUUACAUACCAGUUUAAAAUUACAUUAUCAAGUUAGGAUGUCAAAAUGUGCAUAAUGUCUUUUAUAGAAUCAUAAUCUAGUGUAAUGUGGGCUGGUUGAAUUGAGAUCCUGUGAGUCUUGAGUCUAUAGGCAGAUAAAAGAGUGAAAGCACAAGAAUCAAAGUCACACUGCUACUAAAGUGCAGAUGUUACAGGUCACUGAUUAGACUAGUGAACUCAAAGUAAGAGACCUUGUCUCCCAUCCACUCUGCUCAAUACUGAGAUGGAAGGUCAAUGUUUUAGAGUAAAUCUCAAUCUUGGUUGAUGUUGAUCUCAAUUCACACUCGCCUGCAAUGCCGGUUGUUUUCUGUCUCCUUUUUAUCUCUCUUGAAUUUGGGCAUAUCUCAACUCAAAUUCUAAACUGUUUCAAUUCAAGGGCUAAUUCAAGUGUAUGUAAUUUGUCCUUUAAUAUCGUUACUGUCAGUUCGUUAUACGGUACUAUAGUGGUUUAAGCAAGUUGUAAUCUUUCCAUUUCUCAAAGAUACAAAAUCCUCCGUACUAAUGUUAGCAGAUGUUUUGUGAACCUUGUUGUCCAUUUCCCACUGACAAAUGUUGAAACAUUGGUCUGUCUAAUAGCCCCUUCCCCCUUAUUCAAUCUAUUGUGUUAUAAUGGUUAUGGAGCCUUUUGGGAUAUUAUUAACUAAUGGAGCCAUACUGAAAAUGCUUUGAUGUGGCAAUUGGUAGGACUGCUAAACCAAAACGUACAGUUCAACUAAAAAUAAAAUUCUGUCAUCAUUUGCUCACCCUCAUGUCAUCACUAACCCAAAUGUCCAAGCCGAAGGUGAUUGGUGACCAUGGCUGUCCUUGAUUCCCAUAAACCUUCUCUCAUCUUUUACUCACUCUCAUACCAUCCCAGAUGUUUAUGACUUUCUUUCUUCUGCUUAACACAAAUGGAGAUAUUUUGGAGAAUAUCUCAGCUCUGAAGGUCUAUACAAUGCAAGUGAAUGGUGUCCAGAACUCCAAAAGCUCCAAAAAAGAGAAAGUCAGCAUAAACAUAAUCCAUCAGUCUCCAGGGUUUUAAUUAAUGUCUUCUAAAGCAAUCCAGUUGGUUUUGGUUGAGAACAGACCAAAAUGUAACUCCUUUUUCACUGUACAUCUUGACAGCAGUCUCUUUUGUUGAGCGCCAUCUAGUUAUGUGCACAUGCAUCAACAACUACGAAGUGUAAUUGAUUUUAAAAUCAUGUGUACAGUGAAAAAAGAGUUGCAUUUUGGUCUGUUCUCAACCAAAAUCAACUGGAUUGCAUCAGAAGACAUUGAUUAAACCACUGGAGUCAUGUGGAUUACUUUUAUCCUGCCUUUUAUAUACUUUUUGGAGCUUUUGGAGUUCUGGUCACCAUUCACUUGUAUUGUAUGGAGCUUUAUUAUUAAACAAAUCUUUGUUUGUGUUCAGCAGAAGAAAGAAGUCAUACAAAUCUGGGAUAGCAUGAGGGUGAGUAAAAUUAUGAGAGAACUUUCAUUUUUUUAAUCUAAUGGUUUUUUGAACCUCCAAGUCCAUAUUCCUAGCCUUUUGAUGGAUACAACUUUACUCAACCAUAAAAAUCUAUUUAUGUUUUGUCCAUCAAGGGAGUAUCUCCAGUGGAUUCAUUAGAAUGUGCAGAUGCCUUUGACAGCACAUGUCAUUCUGAGUCUAGUUUGGAUUAAUGGCUUUGAGGAGACUGGGACAGACCGAU